This is a messenger RNA of Triplophysa dalaica, 1984 nucleotides long. RefSeq names its product angiopoietin-related protein 3-like. The record is from RefSeq and is a predicted model, not a curated record. The transcript is spliced from 7 exons. NCBI's taxonomy places the organism in Eukaryota, Metazoa, Chordata, Actinopteri, Cypriniformes, Nemacheilidae. Bases 58 to 1404 code for a protein of 448 amino acids. Gene Ontology annotation, biological process: triglyceride homeostasis; cholesterol homeostasis; phospholipid catabolic process.
UGAAGCCUUUCUCAUGCACAAAGGACGGCAAGGAUCACAGCAGUCCGGCCAACAACCAUGAAGGUGGUAUUUCUGUUCGCUUUUCUGGCUACAUCUCAGUCCAUCCCCACUGAACACAACCCUGAACUUCAGAUAGAGACACGGUCACGCUUUGCAGCUCUGGAUGAAGUCCGGCUUCUGGCGAAUGGCCUGCUACAGCUGGGCAGUAGCCUGAGCGACUUCGUCCAAAAUACGAAGAAUAAGAUCAAUGAUAUUUUCCAAAAGCUCACCAUCUUUGACAAGUCAUUUUACCAGCUUUCUGUGCUGACCAGCGAGAUCAAGGAGGAGGAGGAGGAGCUGAUAAAGACCACGGUGAUCCUGAAGGCAAACAACGAGGAAAUUAAGAGCCUGUCAUUGAAGAUCAACUCCAAAGUCGAUGACAUCAUCAAUGAGCGAAAACACCUGAGGACGCAAGUUGGCGGAUUGGAGGAGAGGUUAAGCAGUCUGUCCCAGAGUUUAGUUUCGUUUGACCAGCAUGCAGAAAUCUUCACACUCAAGGAGUUAAUCCAGACCCAGGAAAAAAGCAUCACUGAUCUUCUGAAGACUGUUAAUGAACAAAGUGAGCAGCUCAACAACCAAGGGACCAAGAUCAAGGGGCUGGAGACUAAGCUCGGCUCUGCAUGGAUCCAGGAAACUGCUGAAAAAUUUGAAAGGACUCUUCAACCCAACAGCUUCUCUGGAUAUCUAACAUACUACACAUCUGACGGAAGCUUCUCAAGCGAUCUUCCAAGGGAUUGCAGUGAGGUUUUCAACAGAGGACACAAGUCUAGCGGCCUGUACGCCAUUAAGCCACACCAGUCAGAAGCCUUUCUUGUGAAAUGUGAAUUCACUGGGGAGGGAAUGUUUACUGUCAUCCAAAACAGGCAUGAUGGCUCUGUGGACUUUGAUCAGUCCUGGGAAAAGUAUGUGGAUGGAUUUGGAGACUUUAGUGGCGAGUUCUGGCUGGGGCUAAAGAAGAUCUAUGCUAUUGCCCAUCAGGGAAACUCUCUCCUGCAUGUACAGAUGGAGGAUUGGAGGAAAGAGAAGCAUUUCAUGGUUUAUCAGUACAUCCUGGAGGACGCUGCCUCCAACUUCACCAUCCACCUAAAGCUGCAAUGGGUUGAGGCGAGCUCUGCUGUGGACCAGCACUUUGGCUUGAGGUUCUCCACUAAAGACCGUAAUGAUGGAAAUCUUGAUCCCAACUGUGCUCAAGACUAUACAGGUGGUUGGUGGUAUAGCACUUGUGGUGACAUUAACCUGAACGGCAAGAGAAUUCAGAGCAGACCUCGUAAAAAGACAACCCACUGGAAACCUGGCAAAAGAACCACCAGCUUCAAGUCCUCAAAAAUCUCCAUUAGUCAUCUCACAAACCCACAAACCUCUUAAAAUCAGUAUGUGCCGAAACACUGUAUGUUGCUGCUGAAAUGAUCCGACCUCCAAUACACAAAUCCACCAACGAACAGCUCCAUCUCGAUUCUUAAUGAGUCAUUAUUUAUCAACUUAAUGUAUACAAAACUUUUCGUGCAAUAUUUUAUUUUCAUACUUGUCUUAAGCACCCUUAAUAUGAUCCAUGCAGAGGUAAAGUAAAGAUAGAAUAUUUACACUACGAUUAGACACAUGAUUCACUUUCUCCUUUGCAAUGAGCUGAGGAAACCUCCUAUUUAACUUUAUUUUUAGGAAAGGUUUCAAUCAUGUAUUUAAAAUGACUCAUAACAUUGGACAAGUUGUGCAGUAUUUUUAGUUUCCUUUUUUAAUGUUUAAUGAGGAAAACAGGAAUUUUAAGUGACUUCCACACAGAAAAAGAAAACAGAAAUUAAAACAGUUUAUGUGCAUGGUUACUGCAACACUGCCCCCUGGUGAGCAUUGCAUAUAAUUAUUUUUUCCAAAGGUACAAAAUAUACCAAUUAUCAAAAAUAUGUCAAAUUAAUAAAUUUUGCCAUGUCACUGGCUGAAUGCCUAUAUGAUA